UAUUAAGAAAAUAUUUGACAUGUGUGAUUGGAGUUAAACGGUGCAUUAUGUUACACGGAAUUUGGCUAAUAAUUUCUAACAAAGUCACGCCUGGCUCUUCUUCCUUUAAACGGUUUAGGUCGCUAGCUUCUUGUCCACAGUGCGCACUCGUGAGCCAUCACUGCGGUAGGGUUUGUUUUUGAGACUCUUAGUGGCAGCCUGUCAUAUAAGCAUUGUGUUGUCGCAAUAAAAUGGGAAAAUAUGUAACUAACGGGGGCAUUUUGUGCUCCACCUGAUAAAGCUAUUUAAACGCCAUGCGUGAGUAAGUUAUAGCCAAAAAGCGAACACGGAAGUAAAUACAAUUGCGUCUCUCGCUCUAGCUCCGUCUUCGUUUCUUUUUUUUUAUGAUGAACCCUAGUAUCAGCGUCGUGAAAUCCGAGGUCUCAGGUUUAGCCUUCAAUCAGACAAUGUAAUGCCGUGCAGACAGGGAUUAAGAGUGAUACAUGCAAUGAGUGACGAGUGAAGGAACUCUGAUCCACCAUGGGGAACAAGGCGUCAAAGAGUGGCAGCGGAGAAGAACCAGUCAAAACAACUUUAUUUGAAAGGGAGUUAAGCGGAAUAACAUACAGAAUUCCUGCUCUGAUCUACCUGAGGCAGAGUCACACCUUCCUUGCCUUUGCAGAGAAAAGAUCCUCGUUCCGUGACCAUGAUGCCAAAAUUCUCGUUAUGAGAAGAGGAACGCUAAAAGACGACGGAUCUGUUCAGUGGUCAUCCAGUCAGGAUCUCUCAACAGCAUGUCUGGCAGGCUAUCGCACAAUGAAUCCUUGCCCAGUGUAUGAAAAAAACAACAAAACACUGUUUUUGUUUUUCAUCUGCAUCUGGGGAACCACUACAGAGAAUAAUCAGAUCCUCACAGGUAAGAAUAAGACACGUCUUUGCUGUGUUAGCAGCAACGAUGAUGGGCAAACUUGGAGUCAAGCCACAGACUUAACAGAGAGCGUGAUUGGUGACACUUACCACAAGUGGGCCACAUUCGCUGUGGGUCCAGGCCACGGUGUUCAGCUAGAAAACGGCAGACUGAUCAUCCCUGCGUACGCCUAUUACAUCCCUUACAGAUGCUGCUCCUUCCCCAUUCCUUUUACUGUCCAUCCACACGCUCUGUCAGUGUAUAGUGAUGACUUUGGACAGACAUGGCAUGUAGGGAAGAUGCUUCAAAAGAAAUCAUGUGAAUGUGAAAUGGCAGAGAUCAUAGACCACGAGGGUAGGAGUCAUCUUUACUGCAAUGCUCGCAACUCUGGGGGCCACAGAUGUGAGGCCCUGAGUGAAAACAGUGGCGUCUACUUUGACAAACCACACAUUGCUAGGGAGCUGGUUGAACAAUGCUACGGCUGUCAAGGCAGCGUCAUUGGCUUUCCUGCCCCUGAAUUUGUCCCAAAUGAUGAUGCCGAGAGCAAAGCUUGUGGCACAUCUCUCCUGUCUCCAGACACACAAACCUGGCUCCUCUUCAUGCAUCCAACUAACAAGUCCAGCAGGAAGGACAUGGGCGUGUACUUGAACCGAUCUCCGCUUCACUCAUCAGGAUGGGACAGGCCCAAGAUCAUCCACAGAGGACCCAGCGGCUACUCUGACCUGGCCUACAACGGGGACAGGGAUCAGUUUUCGUGCCUGAUGGAGUGCGGGAAAGAGAGUGAACUUGAACAGAUUGCAUUCAUGUCCUUCUCCCUCAAUGAUGUCAUGCAGACGGGCAGUAAGAAAGACAAGAAAAUGCGCUGAGUCGUGUUAUAUUUCUGUAUUAACAAAGCUAUACACAUUCUCCCGCAACCUAAAAAAAAAGAUCCAAGCAAAAGCCACUAAAUAUGCUGUGCAGUAACAUCUGUCUGUGUCUGCUGUUGUUCUACAUUCUGGGGAUGAUAAUGCAUGCAUGAGUCGUGUGUGAUUUGUUGUCUCCUUGUUUACAUGAGGAAGUGAUUCAGCUCUUAAUAUUAUUAAUAUGCAACAAGCUACUCGGAAAGAGACUGUUUUUAAUAGGUUGGGUGGUUGGUGUUUAAGCAUGCCGUGCUGGACUGUCAUUUUUAAAAACAGGCUUUGUGUGUAGCAUGUUUUCAAAGUACUUCACGGCCAUUUCUACAUCUUAUUAAACUCUGUACGCCCUGAGCAGUGGAGAGAAUUUUCCUACCUCUUUUUAUUUUCAUACAAAGAUCAUAGCAGGCCUUGUAAAGUAGACUCCUCCAUGCUCAGCCUCUCCUUAACAUCUAGUGUACUAUGAUUCACAUAUGCCUUCUAUGCCUCUGUUUAAAGUGCACAGCCUUUUCUGUAGGUCAGCGGGUGCCAUGAAGUUGGCAACAAAACCAGAGAGGAAAUGUUUACUUUUUAAAUCCAGCUAAGCAGCAAAGAGACCCGCCGAACUGAACCUGUGUGUUUUAAUAAAAGCUGACGGUUUAAUUGAGAGAAAUACUUACUACAAGCUAACUUCUACUACUGUACUGUACAGAAAUGUUUCUUUAUAACAUUGAUUUUCAAAAGCAAUAUAUCACUACUGUUAUGUUUUAUUUUCAGCACAUUUAACAUCAUAUUUGUGAAAAGAUUUUUUCCCUCAAACAUUAUCAGUCAAGCUCACUGGGACCAGGUGUGACUGGCUUUGCUGUUGGUUAGCAAAUGAAAGCAUAAAAGAUAAGAAAAUACUUUGUUAACCCUCUGGGACUUUGCACAAAGAAUAAAAUAUUGUACUUCUGAGUGACUUUACACAUCCCUGUCCGCCCGUUGAUGUAAGGCAAAAGCCCUCAAGGUGUUUUUUUGCAUUAGUAUAACUGUUGUGGAAAGUGACGAGACAUGCAUGAAACAUGUAUUUUAGUAGAAAAUAAAAGCAACCUGUAAUCACCUGA
This is a messenger RNA of Mugil cephalus (flathead mullet), 2861 nucleotides long. RefSeq names its product sialidase 3 (membrane sialidase), tandem duplicate 1 (gene neu3.1). Gene Ontology annotation, cellular component: membrane; lysosome; cytoplasm. Gene Ontology annotation, biological process: oligosaccharide catabolic process; ganglioside catabolic process. Gene Ontology annotation, molecular function: exo-alpha-sialidase activity. Bases 520 to 1752 code for a protein of 410 amino acids. The record is from RefSeq and is a predicted model, not a curated record. The transcript is spliced from 3 exons. NCBI's taxonomy places the organism in Eukaryota, Metazoa, Chordata, Actinopteri, Mugiliformes, Mugilidae.